AAGAUUUACAUACGAAAGGAUCGUCGAAAUGUUUGUGAUUGGAGUGGUGAUGGUGCUAUUGGCGGUUCUUCCAGCCGUUCUGCCGCCGCUUCCGCCGCCGCCGAUGAUAUUGAUGGGAAUUCCGGUGGUGCUGAUGCUAAUGCUUAUUUACUUAGCCAUUUAUUAUCCACCUCAUCAAGCUCAUUUUCUCUCUUCAUCUUCCUUUGACACUACUUCUAGGCAUGUAAUGUGAUGGUAGUGAGACAAUGAGUCGAUGAUCCAGAUGACUCAACUCACAUAUGUGAAUGCGUCGUCGUUUGAUGAUAAUUGUGAAUCCAUGCAGUUUCUAUAUGAUUAAAAUUUAGACCCUUUUUAUGUUUUUUCUUUUCUUUUCGUUUUAGGGUGAUUCGAGUUGGAUCGUCUGGUAAGAGUCAUUGUAAAAUUUGAAGUGUAAUUUCUAAUUUUCUAAUCAGUUGAACCAAUUCCGAUUGAUCAUUUAAUUAAGCAUACAGAUAUCAGAUAUAUUAUAU
Arabidopsis thaliana (thale cress) is the source of this 509-nucleotide messenger RNA. RefSeq lists its product as uncharacterized. Bases 29 to 232 code for a protein of 67 amino acids. NCBI's taxonomy places the organism in Eukaryota, Viridiplantae, Streptophyta, Magnoliopsida, Brassicales, Brassicaceae. Gene Ontology annotation, biological process: positive regulation of organ growth; response to hormone. The record is from RefSeq and is marked reviewed. The transcript has a single exon. Gene Ontology annotation, cellular component: endoplasmic reticulum; nucleus; cytoplasm.